Messenger RNA from Apiotrichum porosum, 3222 nucleotides. It is a transcript of the gene SLA2, whose product is annotated as sla2 Src like adaptor 2. Gene Ontology annotation, molecular function: clathrin-cargo adaptor activity; clathrin light chain binding; actin filament binding. Gene Ontology annotation, biological process: endocytosis; clathrin coat assembly; actin filament organization. Lineage: Eukaryota; Fungi; Basidiomycota; Tremellomycetes; Trichosporonales; Trichosporonaceae. Bases 1 to 3222 code for a protein of 1073 amino acids. Gene Ontology annotation, cellular component: actin cortical patch; clathrin-coated vesicle. The transcript is spliced from 7 exons. The record is from RefSeq and is a predicted model, not a curated record.
AUGCCUUCCCCACCUCUGCCCACCAUGUUCGGCCGUGGAGGACGCAAGGACGAUUACGAGGGUGACGAAUCGUACGGCGUCGACAAGGAGAAGACCGAGCACGAGCUCAGUCUCAACAUUAAGAAGGCAACAAGUCCAGAGGAGUCGGCCCCUAAGCAGAAGCAUGUGCGCAAGUGUAUCGUCUACACUUGGGACUACCACUCGAGUCUGUCGGUGUGGAACGGCCUGCGCACCCAGCCCAUCCUUACCGACGAGGUCCAAACAUUCAAGGCCUUGAUUCUCGUCCACAAGCUCCUCCAGGAGGGUCACCCGGUGACCAUCAAGGAGGCACACAGCCAGACUGGCUGGCUCGAGACAUGUGGUCGUACUGUCGGUGGCGACGGCGUCAAGGGCUACGGCGCACUCAUUCGCGCGUACACUGCGUUCCUCCUCGCCAAGCUGCGCUUCCAUCGCCAUCACCCCGAGUUCAACGGUCUGUUCGAGUAUGAAGAGUACAUUUCGCUCAAGAACAUUGACGACCCGAACGAGGGCUACGAGACGAUUACCGACCUCAUGUCGCUGCAGGACCAGAUCGACUCGUUCCAAAAGCUCAUCUUCGCCCACUUCCGCGGUUCCAACAACAACGAGUGCCGCAUCUCGGCUCUCGUCCCCCUUGUCAAGGAGUCGUUCGGUAUCUACAAGUUUAUCACGUCUAUGAUGCGUGCCAUGUUCCGCCGCACCGACGCUGCCGAUGCUCUCCAGCCCCUGCGCGAGCGCUACAACUCGCAGCAUUACAACCUCCGCCGCUUCUACUACGAGUGCUCCAACUUGAAGUACCUCACUGGCCUCAUCAACGUACCCAAGCUCGGCCAGGAGCCUCCCAACCUGCUUGAUUCUGGACCUAAUGACGCUCCAGACAUGCCUCCUCGCCCCAACCUUGCUGCCAAAAAGGACGCUACCAAAGACAUUCCGCGUACCGACUCGCCCUCUGCCACCCAGGGCGAGAUUGAGGAGCAGCGUCGCAUGCUCGAGGAGUAUGAGCGCAAGCAGCAGGCCCUCGUUGCUCAGCGCGAUGCCGAGAAGCUGAGGCAGAACCAGCAAAAGGCCCAGGAGGAGGCCGAGUUUGCCGAGCGCCAGCGCCAACAGGAGGAGCAGGCUCGUCUUGCCCAGGAGCAGCUUCUGCGCGACCAGAUGAACCAGCAGUGGCACCAGCAGAGUGCUGGCGAGGCCCAGCAGCUCCAGCAGGAGAUGCUUGGCAUGCGCAAUCAGUACGAGCGCGACCAGAUGCUGCUCGAGCAGUAUGACAGGCGAGUCAAGUCGCUCGAGACUGAGCUCGCCAUGGUCGGCGCCAACGUCGGCGCUCAGAUGUCGACCAAGGACGAGCUCAUUGCCCAGCUCUCCAAGCAGAUUGAGGUUUGGAAGAACAAGUAUGAGGCCCUCGCCAAGCUUUACUCUCAGCUCCGUGGCGAGCACCUCGACUUGCUCAACAAGUCCAAGGGCUUCCAGCUCAAGGCCAACUCGGCGCAGGAGGCCGUCGACAAGAUGGAGCGCAUGGAACGGGACGUCAAGACCAAGAACCUCGAGCUUGCCGACAUGAUCCGCGAGCGUGACCGCAGUCGCUACGACCUCGACCGUCUCAAGUCGAGCCACAAGGAGGAGAUUGAACGUGUCAAGCGUGAUCUCAGCUUUGCCAACGAGCGCGCCGAGGAUGCGUCGCGUAACAAGAGCAGCGAGGUGUCGACCGUCAUGUCCAAGUACAACCGCCAGCUAGGCGAGCUGGAGGACUCGCUCCGCAGCAAGCAGCUCCAGAUUGACGACCUGCUCACCAAGCUGGACGACAAGGAGGACACGCUCUCGCGCACCCUUGAGGAGAAGGAGGCCGAGCUUGCCAUCAUGCAGGAGGGCAUGGACCAGACCAUCAAGGAGCUUGGCGACAUGCGCCUUGCCCAGGGCGAGACGUCCACCACGUUUGAUGCCCAGGUCGACACCCUUAUCCUUGACCACCGCAAGGAGCUCAACGCCAUCAUUGACUCGAUCCUCCAGGCCUGUGUGCAGAAGGUCGACGACUCAAUCUACGAGCUUGAGGCCCCCAUGCAGACCGGUAACACCACCGCCACCGCCCCGUACACUCUGUCCAUGAUCGAAAAGGCCAUGGCCAACGCGACCGAGUUUGCGUCCACUUUCAACCUCUACCUUGGCCGCAAGUCUGGCGGUGGCUACGUGGACGUCAUCAAGACCGCCAACGAGCUCGCCCAGUCCGUCUCGGACACUCUUCUUGCGUCCAAGGGUCUUACCCGCCUCUCAGAGGGCGACGACGCCUCGGACAAGCUCGUCAAGGUCGCCAAGACGGCCGGUGAUGUUGUCCAGCGCUUCUUCCUCAACCUCCAGUCGUACAAGCUUGUCGGCGGUGGCAACAAGGAGGACAUUGCGCUCCGCAACAACGCCGAAGCGCGCAACGCCCUCGGCAAGCUGUCGGAGGUUGUCGAGACCAUGAUUCCCAAGUCCAAGAUUCUGACUCCCGCCAACGGCGACCUCGGCGACCUGGUCGCCAACGAGAUGGAGUCGGCCGCCCGCGCCAUUGCCGACGCGACCGCCCGCCUCGAGGCCCUGCGUGCCCGCCCCUCGUCCAAGUUUGACGUUCUCGAGGGCCACGUGCACGAUGCCAUCCUCAACGCUGCCCUGGCCAUCACCAAUGCCAUCGGUCGCCUCAUGCAGGCCGCAGCUGCGAGCCAGGAGGAGAUUGUCCGCGAAGGCAAGGGCACCUCGUCGACCCAGCAGUUCUACAAGCGUAACCACCGCUGGACAGAGGGUCUCAUUUCGGCCGCCAAGUCGGUUGCGUACGGCACUGGCCUCCUCAUCGAGGCCGCCGACGGUGUCAUCUCGGGCACCCACUCGUUUGAGCAGCUCAUCGUGGCCUCGAACGAGGUCGCCGCCUCUACUGCCCAGCUCGUCGCCGCAUCCCGUGUCAAGGCGUCGCUCACGUCCAAGGCGCAGCACAACCUCGAGCUGGCGUCCAAGGCCGUCACGGACGCGUGCAAGGCCCUCGUCAAGCAGGUCAAGGUUAUUUCGAACCAACACACCGACGAGGAGGUGGUCGACUACAAGGCCAUGGCGUCGCAUGAGUUCAAGACGCGCGAGAUGGAGCAGCAGGUCGACAUUCUCCGUCUGGAGAAGGAGCUCGGCGCCGCGAGGAGGAGGUUGGGCGAGAUGCGUCGCGCGGGAUACCACGAGAAUGACGACUGA